This is a messenger RNA of Alnus glutinosa, 898 nucleotides long. RefSeq lists its product as uncharacterized. The record is from RefSeq and is a predicted model, not a curated record. The coding region runs from base 109 to 744 and encodes 211 amino acids. Gene Ontology annotation, molecular function: ribosome binding; protein folding chaperone; peptidyl-prolyl cis-trans isomerase activity. Gene Ontology annotation, biological process: protein transport; protein unfolding; 'de novo' cotranslational protein folding. Lineage: Eukaryota; Viridiplantae; Streptophyta; Magnoliopsida; Fagales; Betulaceae. The transcript has 8 exons.
GUCGUCGUUCCGCGAUUCACCUCUUAUUGGCAAUAGACACAGCGAGACCGUUCGUUCGCAAGAGCCAAAUAACAAAGGGAGGAGAAGAAGAAGGAGGAGGAGGAGAUAAUGGAAAUAGCCGUUAACACCCUCUUCUUGGGUUUAAAUCCAAAGAUAAUAAUAAAUCACAAGAAACCCGUAGAUGGCUUUACUUCAAAGCUCACCGGUAGAAGCUCGCGUGUUUCACAUCCUUUGAGAUUUGAUGCUCCAGAAUUUCGCGCAGGGAGAAGUCGAGAAUAUCUGCCUGGUGUCUCUGCUGUAUUAUCAUCAGUUGCAGAAGAUGUUGGAGUUUCUUCGUCUCUGUUUGAUGAGUUCUCUGUCUCUCGUACAAGUACCAGUGAGGCUAGAGAACUAACGGUAGGCGUUGAGGUGUUUAGUGUCAGAACUCGAGCGAUUUUCGACAAUGUUUUUGACAGAAUGGUUGCCGCAGCCCAGCCGAUCCGUGGCUUUCGAAGAGUGAAAGGAGGAAAAACACCGAAUAUACCAAGAGAAAUUCUCUUAGAAAUCCUUGGGCCUUCUAAAGUUUACAAGGAAGUAAUCAUGGAAGUAAUCAACUCUACCAUAGCUGAAUAUGUGGAAAAGGAAGGUUUAAAAGUUGGCAAAGACUUGCGAGUUGAGCAGAGUUUAGAAGAUCUGGAGGCCAAAUUUGAGCCAGGUGAAAAAUUCAGCUUUGAUGUGGUUGUUCAGCUUCAGGAAAUGAACUGAACAUUAUGUGUACUUUGAUUUCUCUUCCAGAUUUUGUAUACAUUUUAAUUAGGUUCUGGAAAGGAAGCUUUGUUAUAAUUGAACUAGUUUAAACUGGAGGUCAAUUCCUUAAGUUCCACAUUUAUUUAGAGAAACGUUUCAGCAACAGCUUUUA